Molecule: messenger RNA, 3900 nt
Organism: Lachnellula hyalina
Lineage: Eukaryota; Fungi; Ascomycota; Leotiomycetes; Helotiales; Lachnaceae
Gene: UBP2
Product: Ubiquitin carboxyl-terminal hydrolase
Exons: 5
Coding region: 1-3900 (1299 amino acids)
Biological process (GO): protein deubiquitination; proteasome-mediated ubiquitin-dependent protein catabolic process; regulation of proteasomal protein catabolic process
Molecular function (GO): proteasome binding; cysteine-type deubiquitinase activity
Source: RefSeq, a predicted model, not a curated record
AUGGCGGGUUUCCAGGGACCUCGUGGACCAGGGAAGACUGCGCCAAGACUGAUCGAAGAUCUGCUCGACUAUGACCCAAGAUAUCGAGCACAGAAGGACCAGCGGAACCUUCUUGCGGAAGAUGCCCCUCACUUUCGCGAGUCUCAGGUUCCUGCCGUCCCACCAAGAAAGGGAGACUUCGACUGUCGGCACGAGCUUAUGUUGAAGCAAGGCCAAACAGUUGCCCCGUUCUCUGCCGACGAAGACCCAGAUGAGACAACGCAGUAUGUGGUAUCGACAUAUUGCUACGAAUGUCGAUGGUACUUCGAUAUCAGGGUGGAUUAUACACAGUGGAAAGAGAAUUCGGUAGCUUGUCAGCUAUCUGAUUCUGAAAAUCGACUGCACCAUUUUCGACUCGUAGAGACGAUCUACCCACCACAAGACGAGAACAAAUAUAAGUCUGUCGCCGAGAUCCAUAGCUUUGUGUGCUCGGGGGACCUCUGCCCAUGUAAGGUUGAGAUCAGGAUAAGCCCCCCAAAACUUACGCCUAACCUCCUCGGCCUCAUUCUCACUGCUUCAAAGGUCCACAACCGUGGAAGGAAAGAGAUCGAAGCAGAGCCAGAGAGAUAUCCGGGCCUUGGACCGCUAGUACCACUCCAAGUGUUAGGAUACCUUCGACAGUAUCUUAUUGAUGCCCGGACCGGUCAGGCUAAACGGAUCGCUAAACGGAAUAAGAAGUACAUGCUUGCAUUUGGACCAGAAUGUGAGCCCCUCUUCGAAUACUUGGGUUUUACUUCCACAGAGGUGGAAAGUUCCGAACCAGGCGAGGGUCCGAGCUACUUUUGGACUCUUCCCCAGACUACGGAUGCUAACCGUGAAUUUCUCGGGGAUGUGGAGGUCGAGCUCCAAUUGAAAAUCAAAAUGCGUCCAGAAAGUGAAUAUCAGGCUUCAGGAGCUUCGCGCAUUGAACUCAUGCCAGUAAUAGCUCGAAAGGCUAUCGAACGGAGCCUCCGAUUUGUGGACUACCCCGUGACUGCAAGGUCAAGGACGGUAGAUCUUUCAGUUCCUUCUCACCCACAUUAUGCCAGCCUAGGAUCUUUACAUGACUUUUCAGACGACUUGCUAACCUGGGCUUAUGAACGCCAGUGUCAAUGUGAUCCGGAAAAUAAACCAUACUAUCUGGACUGCUUGACAGGAAUAGCCAACGGGCGAGAAAGUGCUGACUUGCAAACGAAAGUGGCUCUUGUCGAGUCAGCUGGCGAAUAUGGACAGCAAGCUAUCGAGCAGGGUUACCAUUACUUUGGCUUAGAUUACAAGACACCGGAAGAAGAUGAUCACAUCAUGGGUCUCUACAAGUCGAGAAUCGAAUCAGCUCCACGUACAAAAGAUGAAUGCAAAAAGCAUUUGCUUAUUAUCGCGAAAGCUAGGAAUAGCGACAAGAUUGCUGCACUUGCGAACGAUAGGGCGAUGACUUACGAGGAGGCUAUGGAUUUUUUGAAUGUAUCGACAGAGACCCCGCCAGAUAUGGUUCAGGCUUCGGCCGUUGCAAUAGCCAGCGAUGGAGAUACAACUAAAGCCGCACGAGCAAUGCGAGUCAUUGCAAAUAAGCGUAACGACUACCAUUUGCAACAAGCAGCUACAGAUAUGGAAUCUGGAACCACAACUAAUAUUUCCAUUGAUGAAGCAUACCGUCGACUUCAGGUCAAAGACCGCACGGCCAAAGAUGAGUUGGUCUUCAUGUACUACCAAGAACUCACCAAGGAUGUCGGGGCUGGGUCAAGGGAUCACUAUGCCGAGGCCUUACGUGCCAUUGCUCUAGAAAGGUCCAGUACUUAUCUAUUUGCAAAGCUUGACGACCCAAAUGCCAUCGUAGCACCUGCCCGAAGCACGUCAGAUCAGCCUAUUGGUCUCGACAACAUCGGCAAUACAUGCUAUUUGAACAGUCUUCUACAGUACUACUACACCGUCAAGGCCAUUAGGGAUGUUGUGAUGAAUUUCCAAGACCAUCGCAUGCCUCUUGGCGAAGAAGAUAUCAAGAAGAAGAGAGUCGGUGGGCGAAGUGUCGCGAAGGCCGAGAUUACCAAAGCCCAGAAGUUCGUGGAUGAACUACACAGCCUUUUCGAAAACCUCAAGACCGCGUCGACAAGUUCGAUUAAGCCCACCAGGGACCUCGCGGAGCUGACACUCUUUAGCUCAGCUGCAGCCGCGAACUUCCGCCGAGCUUCCGUUAGUAGCCCCCGAGGAGUAAACAUAGCAGCAUCUUCAUCCACAUAUCCUAUAUAUGGCCCAGAGCCUCGCCCACAGACUUCGCCAGCGCGCUCUUCGACAGCUCCGGUCAAAGAAGACCUUGAAAUGAUCGACCAUCCUGGUGACAAGAAUCUGGAGAAUGGCUCUGUAAGCAGCGAAGCAACCCUUGUGAAUAUGGAUACUCUUCCUACCUACAAUGAGGCGGUUAGGGGCGGUACAGAAUCUUCUCCAACCACCGAGACAGGCGAUGAUGAUCAACCAAUGAUUGUAGAUGGUAAAGACUUGGAAGGGGAUGCAAUCAUGCUCAACGGUGAGGAUGGCGUCAAUGGGGAGAAAGUGUCAUCUGCUCCCGAAAAGCCACCGCCCGUACCGCCGCGAAACAAACAAGGACUUGUUGUUCAGAUAAACGAAAGCAAGGAACAAAUCUCUGAUGAUGAUCUUUGGAGAUUUGGCUCUCAACAAGAUGUCACAGAGGUGAUUGGAAACGUUAUGUUCCGGUUGCAGUGUGCUAUAAAACCAACAAGUAUCGAUGAACGAUCGGGCGAGCAAAUUGACAUUAUUCGAGACACCUUCUACGGUUCGAAUGUGGUUUACUCUCAAAAGGCGCAGACACUCGAGAGAAAGGUAGAGGCUUUUGCAAGUCUCAAUGUAUUUCCAGCAUUUUCAGGGCCCCGUGACAUUUACGAAGCUCUCGAUGUCUUUUUCGAUGAGCAGUUCGUCCACAUUGACAAUACCCUUGUUCCGCAACACUCUUCUAUCGAUAAACUUCCCCCGAUCCUACAAAUACAAAUCCAACGUACGCAAUUCGACCAAGUCAAGCAACUCGCCUCUAAAAACCAGAAUCCGGUCACGUUUCCCGAGACUAUCUACCUCGAUAGAUACAUGGACGCCGACCCAGAAUCGUCUUUGAUGCAUCGCCGGCGUGACACAUGGAAAUGGAAAUCAGAACUGAGAAAGCUCGAAGCUCGGCAGGAAUCUCUGAAAGGCAAGAAUUCGGAACUUGCAGUUCCUGAUGCGCUGUUGGAAGCCAAGAACUUGGUUGUCGGCAUUAAGGAGGAAAACUUGACUGGUAUUCCCAUUGAGCCCGGUCUCCCCGAAGCUAUCGCAGAGCGGGCUGCCGAAAUUGUCGAGGAGCUCGAGACUAUCAACACGGCAAUCGACAAACUCAAGCGUAGACUGAGCGAACAGUUCAUGGACAUGCAUCAGUAUGAAUACAAACUUCAAACGGUUUUUAUUCAUCGCGGCGAGGCUGGAGGCGGACAUUACUGGAUAUACAUCUACGAUUUCGAAAACGACAUCUGGCGGAAAUACAACGAUGAUCAUGUGGACAUCGUGAACGAUCGGAAGGAGAUCUUUGAACCUCAUCAGAUAGGUGGUGGAACGCCGUACUACCUUGCCUAUGUGAGGAGUCAAGACAAGACAGAUUUGGUCCAGGCUGUAUAUAGGGAUGUCCCAGACGCGAUGGAUGUUACGGAUACCUGGGCAGGCGAGAUGGAAGACGAAGGAGUAGUGAUGCAAGAUGAUGACAAUAGAGGCGUGAGACAUGUAGAGCAUGUGAAGCCACGACCAUUGAGGCCGAAGCCGCCUAUUUCCGCCGUUCCUGAUCAGGCCCCACUUAGUAUAUGGGAGGCUGUUCCCACCAACGGCGUGGACGCGAAUGGAAAGCCUUGGUAG